Struthio camelus australis is the source of this 2826-nucleotide messenger RNA. Its product is annotated as all-trans-retinol dehydrogenase [NAD(+)] ADH4. Gene Ontology annotation, biological process: formaldehyde catabolic process. The record is from RefSeq and is a predicted model, not a curated record. Gene Ontology annotation, cellular component: cytosol. Lineage: Eukaryota; Metazoa; Chordata; Aves; Struthioniformes; Struthionidae. Gene Ontology annotation, molecular function: zinc ion binding; S-(hydroxymethyl)glutathione dehydrogenase [NAD(P)+] activity.
CCUACAAGAGUCAAACAUCAAGCUAUUGCAACUGCUGAUCUGAGUAGGACCUUUCAGGACCGGACUCUUUCCUGACACCCGCACCAGAGAGGGAAGGAAGAUGACCACUGAGGGCAAAGUUAUUAAAUGCAAAGCAGCCAUCGCAUGGGAAGCAGGGAAACCUUUGUCUGUUGAGGAAAUUGAAGUGUCUCCCCCAAAAGAUCAUGAAGUUAGAGUUAAGAUUGUUGCCACUGGCGUGUGCCGCACAGAUGAACAUGCUAUCAAUCCUAGCUUUAAGGAGGGUGUUUUCCCAGUGAUCCUGGGCCAUGAGGGAGCUGGAAUAGUGGAGAGCAUUGGACAAGGAGUUUCUAAAUUUAAACCAGGUGACAAGGUUAUUCCCCUCUACAUGCCUCAGUGUGGCCACUGCAAGUUCUGUUUGAACCCUAAGACCAACCUUUGUGAGAAGAUCAGCAAGAUUAAAACACCUAUUUCGGAUCAAGAGGUGAUGUCUGAUGGAACUAGUAGAUUCACUUGCAAAGGGAAGCCAAUUUACCACUUUAUGGGGACCAGCACCUUCUCGGAGUACACUGUUGUGUCAGAAAGCUCUCUUGCCAAAAUUGAUGCUGCUGCUCCUCUGGACAAAGUCUGUCUGAUUGGCUGUGGAUUUUCCACUGGCUAUGGAGCUGCCAUCAAUACCGCACAGGUUGAGCCUGGUUCCACCUGUGCUGUCUUUGGCUUGGGAGGCGUUGGCCUUUCGGCUGUCAUGGGCUGUAAAGCUGCUGGAGCUUCUAAAAUCUUCGGGAUUGACAUCAACAAAGACAAAUUUCCACUAGCUAAAAAACUGGGAGCAACUGACUGCCUUAACCCUCAAGAUAUCAGAAAGCCCGUUCAGGAGAUUAUAGCUGAAAUGACAAAUGGUGGUGUGGAUUUUGCCAUUGAGUGUAUUGGUAAUCCUGAUGUCAUGAAAGCUGCCUUUGAAAGCACUACAGUGGGAUGGGGAACAUGUGUGAUCGUUGGAGUGGCUGUGGGUGAGCAAUCGAUCCCCUUUUCUCCAAUGCAGUUGAUAAUGGGACGGAAAAUAAAAGCCACCUUCUUUGGAGGUUAGAAGAGCGUGAAGAGCGUACCAAAGCUGGUAUCUGAUUAUAUGGCAAAGAAAUUUGAUUUGGAUGCCUUGGUGUCACAUACUCUGCCAUUGGACAAAAUCAAUGAUGCUUUUGACCUUAUGAACGCAGGAAAGAGCAACCGAACGAUCCUGGUUUUCUAAGGAUUGAGCAGAAAUUUUUGAAGACGCUUAUUUGAACUUAAGAUUUAUUUUUGGCAUGCCUCUUUAUGCAGUAAAUUGUUAAUUCUCUCAAUACAUAUCUAAGGAAUGCAGCCCCCGCAAACAUGGAAUGGUUAAUAGUGAAAAGUCAUAAUGGACAGUAGCUAGUAUAACAUUAUUUAAAGCACAUUAUACAAAUCAGCAUGUAACUGUUUUUUGUCAUCAGGUAAGUAACAUUUAUACAUGCAUACAUGGAUGCGGUUUCAUUUUUACUCAUGACCUUUUCCAAAUAUUGUUGUACUUUUUAAUAUAUAUUCAGCACCAAGUCCCAUAGCGUAUUAUAGCACAACCAUGCAAAACCUUCCCCAGAGAACAGGACGGUCAUUUUGAGCAGACCAUUCUGCUAAAAAGACACUUCAUAUGGAGCAGAACUUUGGACCCGCAAGACUAAUGCCUUUUGACCUCUUUUGAGCAACUCGUAGCCCAGCCCACAGCCAAUACGUGUCCUUUGGACUUACUGUGAACCCCUCACAGGAUCACCCAUUACAAAGCACAUCAUGAACACACUAACAAGUCACAAGAGGUUAACAAACUCCACCUUGUCAGCCAAUUUGCAGUGACUCCUGCACAUAGAAGUUACCUUGCCCCGCUAUAAAAGUUUACUAUAAGUCUGUUAAUUACUUUCUAAGUGAAAAAGAAUAAGACUAUAGGUAAUGAGGUGACACCAAAAGAAUGCUUCCCAUUGUAAGCAAGUUCUAUACUUCCCUAUCUAGAAAAUACUAGAAGCACCUCCCAAAGAACAGUGUGUGUCCCAAAUCCUGCAAAUAUGUAUGAACAGCCUUAAUUUUAUAUUAGUUAGUGAUCUCAAAAAAAGUUGUCAAUCUGAUAACUCUGUAGUAAAUAUAGACACAGAAAUAGAUUUGUGGAAAAAAAUUAUACAUUAACACCACACUAAUAUCUUAUAAACAAACCACUUCUCCGUCUGUAUCACCGUGCAUUACUUCCAAGUUUUGCUAAUUUGACUGAUUUAUUUUCAAGAAAAAAAUCUAAACCAUGAUUAAACAAAGUUUGAUUGUUACAAAGUAACUCUGCCUUAAGUCAAUUAUAACAUGCAUUUUACCAGCUAUUUAAAACUUUUUCCAUUUGACAAAUUGUGGAAAUACAUCUGAUUACAGUGAAGUUACAAGUUCUUUCAUUAUUGCAGUGCCAGCAAGUGCUUAUUUUUCACUACUUUGUCUGUAGGCUGUUGCUCAACUUUCUGAACAUGCAGGAAGAGUUGGUUUUUUGAAAGAUCAAGCAUUUGUUUCUAGCAGGCAUCUCCAGCAGGUUUGCUGUGUGCAGAGCGAUAGGCGCGUGCAGCUGCCACCUUCACUGAAAAUUCUGCAAUCUUAAUCUCUAUGGUCUGCUAUCAUCCACUGCCAGGUGGGAUGCUAAAGAAGCUGUUCAGUUGCCCUUUCCUUUGAGCCAACAAAUAUGUUACUGCUAACUUUCCACCAACUUGGAGAUUGUCCUGCCGUUUUGAUAUUGAUCACUGACUAGGCAAGACUCUCAAUCCCAGCAGAUAAUUACAGAGCGCCUCAAUUUUU